AUGAUGUCAGAUCCGGCCAUUUCAAAGGCCGACCCGUCGGUCGAUACGGUGUCGAACGAGGUCAGGAGCGGCGAUGCUCGCGAACGACACUUGGAGAAUCUUGAAAAAUCGAGAUGGGAACGUAGUUGGCCUACCAUCGCCUGUGGUGCUGGUCUCUUCUCGGAUGGUUACCUGAACAAUGUUAUUGGUUCGGUCAACACGAUUCUCUCCACGAUAUACCCAGAUACCUAUAGCAAUUCGUCGGCAGUCAAAAAUGUUCCUUCCAUUGCGUUUGCAGGUACCGUUGUCGGACAGCUUCUCUUCGGCUACAUAAGCGACCACUACUCGCGCAAGUGGUCUCUGAUGGCCUCAACUGUUAUCCUGAUCAUCUUCGCCGCAUUGUCAGCUGGUUCCUAUGGUGCUGGAGGUAGUGAGGCAGGCCUCUUUGCUGCCCUGACCGCAUAUCGUUUCUUCCUCGGGAUAGGUAUAGGCGGCGAGUAUCCCGCUGGUAGCGUUGCAGCGGCUGAAAGUACAGGCGAAUUGAAACACGGUCAUCGCAAUCGGUGGUUUAUCAUGUUUACCAAUUUCCAAAUUGAUUUUGGCUUUGUCGUGUCCGCGCUGGUGCCGAUGAUUCUCGUCUUGAUCUUUACGGAAAACCAUCUGCGCGCUGCGUGGAGAGUGAUGUUGGGGCUGGGAGUGAUUCCUCCUCUGUCGCUUCUAUGGCUACGGUUGAAGUUGAAUGAGCCGGAGGAGUUCAACAGGGAGCGUAUGCACAAAUAUCCCGUUUGGCUGAUCAUUAAGUUCUACUGGAAACGCCUCUCGGUCGUCUCCCUCAUCUGGUUCAUAUAUGAUUUCUCCGCCUAUUCCUUUGGUAUUUACUCCUCCGUUUGGCUGAAAAUCGUCCUGGGUCCGUCCGCUCCCCUGUGGAAGACCUUUGGCUGGAAUACAGUGCUCAACCUGUUCUACAUUCCCGGUUCAUUCGCAGGUGCCUGGGUGAGUGACUGGAUCGGACCAAGGCAUGCCCUAGCACUAGGAGUUGGACUGCAGGGCGUGUUGGGCUUUAUUAUGGCUGGUUGCUAUAAAUAUCUUGCCACGCCGGAGAACGUUGCUGGCUUCGUUGUUGUAUAUGGCAUCUUCCUAUCCUUGGGCGAACUUGGGCCGGGCGAUAAUAUUGGCCUUGUAGCCUCCAAGACCAGUGCUACUGCCAUCCGUGGCCAAUACUAUGGUAUUGCAGCAGCUAUGGGUAAAAUCGGCGCGUUUGUAGGAACCUAUGUCUUCCCGAUCAUCAAAGACAAUGCACCAAACCCCAUUCGCGCAGGACAGGAUCCGUUCUUUGUGUCAAGUGCCCUGUGUUUGUUUAGUGCGGCACUGGCCAUGUUCCUAUUGCCGCAUAUCGGACAGGAUACCAUUACGUUCGAGGACACAAGAUUCAGACAGUACCUACAGGAGAACGGAUAUGACACGAGCACCAUGGGGAACCGGGAGACAGCUCCUUUGUAUCGCGUUGUUCCUUCAAUUGCCAGUAUCGGCCGCGAUAAGGUCCUGCGAACACUGCAAUACUUCUCCCGCUUCCUGGCCUGGUACCUCCUCCGUACGAACCGAACCCAAUCAGCCAUAAGCCCCUUCGAAGCCGUCAAGAAACAGUUCGGUUUAACCCGCAAACUGCUCCGGAUCGGCAAGAACAUCGAGCACUUCAAAGCUGCUGCUAUUGCCCUUGACUCCAAGCCAGGCGUUGCUGGCGCUCCCGGCUCAGACCCGGUGCUCAAAUAUCUAGCCGUGGGAAGACAGCUGGGUUAUGGCUUCUACCUCACGUUCGAUAUGGUGACGUAUCUCGAUGCGGCUGGUAUUCGCAAGUUAGCGGCGGUCAAGAAGCUGCAGACGCAUGCACAGAGAGCGUGGUUGACAGGGCUCAUGUGCAGUGCCAUUGCCGGAAUUUACUCCAUGUGGAGGCUGAGUGAGAUGGAGAAGAAGAUCAACAAGAAGGAUGGCGAAGGAGCUGUGGAAGGAAAGAAGAUUCAAAGGGAACGAGCAACUGUUUCGACGCAACUUAUUUCCGAUCUUUGCGACCUGACGCUUCCGCUGUCGAGCUUGGGAUAUGUCAACCUUGACGAUGGCGUCCUUGGUAUCGCCGGUACAGUGAGCAGUUUGAUAGGAUUGAACACCGCGUGGAAGAAGACUGCAUAG
Arthroderma uncinatum is the source of this 2163-nucleotide messenger RNA. RefSeq names its product putative mfs phospholipid transporter. NCBI's taxonomy places the organism in Eukaryota, Fungi, Ascomycota, Eurotiomycetes, Onygenales, Arthrodermataceae. Bases 1 to 2163 code for a protein of 720 amino acids. The record is from RefSeq and is a predicted model, not a curated record. Gene Ontology annotation, cellular component: peroxisomal membrane; plasma membrane. Gene Ontology annotation, biological process: carboxylic acid transport; transmembrane transport; peroxisome fission. The transcript is spliced from 9 exons. Gene Ontology annotation, molecular function: carboxylic acid transmembrane transporter activity.